UCGGCGCGCGCAGACCAAGUGUUGGUGAUUAGCCACAAAAUCCCGCCGAUGUGGCCUCUCCUGCUGGUCCCAUUCCUCCUCGCCGCCGCGGCCCAUGCGUCCGCCGCCGAGCCUCCCGCGGCGGCGAUGGCCCCGUGGCCGGAGCAGUACCACGCGUUGGUCGUCAGCAACCUGACCGCGCGCGGCGGGCGGCUGCAGGUGAUCGACAUCUACUACGACUGGCCCCGCGGGCGCGACCUGAACCUCGUCCGCCUCCAGCUCCCCGACGCCGGCGAGCCGCCGCUCCGGAACGUCGAGUGGGCCAACGGCACCUCCUACCUGUUCGACGCCACGUCCUGCCAGACCUACCACUUCGACGUCGGCCUCCUGCCGCCCGACUGGAAGAAGGCCGGCGACGCCGCCUACCUGGGCCGCGCGCGCGUCGACGGCUUCGACUGCUACGUCUGGUCCAACUUCCUCUUCGCCCGCUACUACGAGGACGUCGCCACCGGCCGCCCCGUCGCCUGGAAUUUUGGGAUGGAUGAGCGGCAUGUGCUGAGCUUCGAACCGGGGGGCGUGCUGGAGGACUCGUCCAUGUGGCAGGCGCCGGCUUACUGCUUCGAUGGCAGCAACGGCGGCGACGCCGCUGGUGGAGUUGGCGGCCAGGGCAGCAGGGACGAUCUAGUGAACAGCAUGAUCGGGUUCGCCGGGGCUCCGGCUGCAGCUGCAUCUUUUGAACAGUGAGCUGUCUAGAGGCCUUGAGCCUUGAUGAUUGACUGAAGAGAGACUUUCUGCAUGCGGUGACACCUUGUCUGAAAGAGAGUGUCACGAAUCUUGUCCAAAAUACUAGUAAAUGGUAUUGUUCCUUAAUUAUGUUCUUCUAAUUGUUUUUUUGUCAAUUGUCUGGAGCAUUUUUCUAUUUUUCUCAUUAUGUGGUUGCAUUAUUGUUCAAGCUGAAAUAUAGCGUACCCUUGGGUGUUAGAACA
Panicum virgatum (switchgrass) is the source of this 965-nucleotide messenger RNA. RefSeq lists its product as uncharacterized. The coding region runs from base 49 to 723 and encodes 224 amino acids. NCBI's taxonomy places the organism in Eukaryota, Viridiplantae, Streptophyta, Magnoliopsida, Poales, Poaceae. The transcript is spliced from 2 exons. The record is from RefSeq and is a predicted model, not a curated record.